UUCCGACAGACACCAAGGGUGCUGGGCUCACCAGACUCCCUGUCCAGUGCUCCUCCAGACAAGGGCCUGGGGCCACGCCCAGAGCUGUGCACGUGGACGAUUGAGUUUCUUUUCUCACUUUCCCCUGGCUGGAGGAAGCCGGGUUUGGAAGGCGGCUCUGGCUCCUGAUCUGGAGAAGGUGGGCCUGAGUGGCCCAGGCUGGCGGUGCUGGGGCCUCCCCCGCCCUGACUCCCUGCCCCCCACGCCAUGUGGGGAGGCGAACCCGAUCCCUCCGCGUCCUGAGCCCUGAGCCCCGGCCAGCUGGCUCCACGGCUGGCCGCCGCCUGCCCUCCGUGGCCUCCAGGAUCGAGUGACGGUGGAAAAGCACGGGGGACGCAGGGUGUUGGAAGGACCCCAUGCUGGGAUCGCGGGAAGACGUGCCAGGACGGACGGCAUGACCGGGCUGGACCUAGAGGAGCUGGCUGAAAUCGAGCUGCAGCGGGAUGAGGAGGGGGCUGCUGCACUGGACACUGUGAGAAGGCCCUCAGCAGCGCCCAUGGCUGGCAAUGACCCGGCAGUGAGCACGAGCCACCCGUUCUAUGAUGUGGCCAGGCACGGCAUCCUGCAGGUGGCAGGGGACGACCGCUUUGGACGAACAGUUGUGGCCUUCAGCUGCUGCCGGAUGCCCCCGUCCCACGAGCUGAACCACAGGCGCCUGCUGGAGUAUUUGAAGUACACACUGGACCAGUAUGUGGAGAACGACUACACCAUCGUCUACUUCCACCACGGGCUGAACAGCCGGAAUAAGCCGUCGCUGAGCUGGCUCCAGAAUGCGUACAAGGAGUUUGACAGGAAGUACAAGAAGAAUUUGAAAGCCCUGUACGUUGUGCACCCCACCAACUUCAUCAGAGUCCUGUGGAACAUUUUCAAGCCCCUCAUCAGCCACAAGUUUGGGAAAAAAGUCACCUAUUUCAACUCUCUGAGUGAGCUCCGCGAACACCUCAAGUCUGACCAGUUGAUCAUCCCCCCGGAAGUCAUAAGGUAUGAUGAGAAACUCCAGAACCUGCACAAGGGCAGGCUGCCCCCUCCGGCCAAGACGCCGCCGCCGCGGCCCCCACUGCCCACCCAGCAGUUUGGCGUCAGUCUGCAAUACCUCAAAGACAAAAAUAAAGGCGAACUCAUCCCCCCUGUGCUGAGGUUCACAGUGACGUACUUGAGAGAGAAAGGUCUCCGCACUGAGGGCCUGUUCCGGAGAUCUGCCAGCGUCCAGGCUGUCCGUGAGGUCCGGAGGCUCUACAAUCAAGGCAAACCUGUCAAUUUCGAUGACUACGGGGACAUUCACGUCCCCGCUGUGACCCUGAAGACCUUCCUGCGCGAGCUGCCCCAGCCUCUGCUGACAUGCGAGGCCUACGAGCAGAUUCUCGGGAUCACCAGUGUGGAGAGCAGCCUGCGCGUGACCCGCUGCCGCCAGAUCCUGUGCGGCCUCCCCACGCACAACUACGCCGUCCUCAGCUACCUGGUGGGCUUCCUGCAUGCGGUGUCCCGGGAGAGCAUUUUUAACAAAAUGAACAGCUCUAACCUGGCCUGUGUCUUUGGGCUGAAUUUGAUCUGGCCAUCCCAGGGUGCGUCCUCCCUGAGCACCCUCGUGCCCCUGAACCUGUUCACUGAACUGCUCAUCGAGUACUACGAGCAGAUCUUCAGCACCCAGUUGGCCCCCAGGGAGGACGCCCCCAGCACUGCCGAAGUAGGGGUGCAGGGCGGCCCCUUGGCCGGAGGCUGCUCUGGAGAUGGACAUGCCACAGGCCUCGUCACACCUGCUGUGCCCCCACGUCCCCUGGCAGCAGCUGGGAGACACCUCUAGGGUCGGGAAAUGUCACGCUGAAGUCUGUCGUCCGUGCACUCACUGUAUGUUUUGUAAAUGUGUCUUGUGUGGAAAUAAGCAGGCACUAAACAAACUCAGAACCUA
Choloepus didactylus (southern two-toed sloth) is the source of this 1945-nucleotide messenger RNA. RefSeq names its product Rho GTPase activating protein 8 (gene ARHGAP8). Lineage: Eukaryota; Metazoa; Chordata; Mammalia; Pilosa; Megalonychidae. Bases 434 to 1840 code for a protein of 468 amino acids. Gene Ontology annotation, molecular function: GTPase activator activity. The transcript is spliced from 13 exons. Gene Ontology annotation, biological process: negative regulation of endocytic recycling; small GTPase-mediated signal transduction. The record is from RefSeq and is a predicted model, not a curated record. Gene Ontology annotation, cellular component: cytoplasm.